Messenger RNA from Chaetomium strumarium, 1350 nucleotides. RefSeq lists its product as uncharacterized. The record is from RefSeq and is a predicted model, not a curated record. Bases 213 to 1007 code for a protein of 264 amino acids. The transcript has 2 exons. Lineage: Eukaryota; Fungi; Ascomycota; Sordariomycetes; Sordariales; Chaetomiaceae.
ACAGACUUCCAGAGCUGCAAGUUGCACCUCUAGGCCUCCGGAUGAUGAUGAUUUUCUGGUUUUUCGACCCGCGUUCCCGACUCUGCUGGCCGAUGCUGCCACUGGGAUAUCCAGACUUGCCGGGAUUCCCUCACCAAACGGAUAUUCCACCUACUACCGGCAAAACCUAGGCGACGGCAUCAAUGGACGGGAGUUAAACGACGUAUGAUGUUAUGCGAUUUUAUGUUUUUUCUCACCUCAAGGCAGAGUGUGAGGCGUGCAUGAUACCAGAAGGCCUGGGAUUCCGAUGCACUGGGAACGGAGCGGGUGACGUCGAUUCGGUAUUUCUCUUCGCUAUGGAUGAUUCCUCUCCUUGCUGUCCGGACCCCUGGCAGAACCGUCCCAUCCUCAUGGAUUUGCUGGCCCUGGACUUUCUCCACCUGAUGGCCGGUUGGCUUCUGUUCACAGCUUCUGGAUCUCAAUCAGCCUAUCUUCUCCCAACGACAGCCCGACGCCGAGGCCGGACAGCUAAGGUGAGUGAACAUCCAGCGAACUUGUACAUAUCAACAUGCACCCCUCCUCGGAUCACAAUGUGCUACACCAUUCUCUCAUCGCGGGCAUCUCAGGUGACGAAAAGUGAGUUGAAGUCGACUAACACAAAACAGGCUGGGUGGACUUGGACCCUGGAGUCGGAAGACCAAAUGAUGGAGUCUUGCUGCCCUUGGACGGUUCAUACCACUUUCUCUUCUGGCUUCUGGAUUUCACCUGGACUCAGUACCGUUACUGGUUUCUGCCUGGACUGCGACCCAUGGACUACUCUAACCAUUGCCCCGGGAACGGACUCAGCUCCAAGAAAGUGGCACAAUCUUGCCUUUCGGAACCGAACAGGCAUGGGCACUGUUUCUGUUAUCCCCUCUUUGAAAAAAGAGUGGGGGGCUUCUUCAGAGUUGCCUUCCCCGCCCUUGGACUCAUUUAUCUCCUUUGCUGGUCAUACCCACAGGGGUGAUGCUUCAAACAGCAAGGACUGAUACAGAUGGUAAGGUGGAGCGUCAGGUGCUCCUCCGUUCCGCCGGGUCACUUUUUCGGACAUCCUCGUUUGCUCUCGUCUGCAUUUUGACUCUGGAUCUGUCCUUUGCUUCCCUGAAAGCCGUGGAUCGCUCUGGCGCUCAAGAACGCUCAUCACAACUGAUUUCCGAUUUCCACGUCCAUGCCAGCAAUCUGGGUAACACCAUCUUGUUGCAUGGGCGCACUCGUUGUCUGGAACACAUCCAGUGCAUGAACCAUCCGGCAACCUAAGGCAGGUAUUCACGCUCACCCAACUGAGACCACUGGAAUCAUCCGUGAUAGGACUCUGGAUACCCGGAAAUGGCC